Molecule: messenger RNA, 1302 nt
Organism: Papilio xuthus (Asian swallowtail)
Lineage: Eukaryota; Metazoa; Arthropoda; Insecta; Lepidoptera; Papilionidae
Exons: 1
Coding region: 1-1185 (394 amino acids)
Molecular function (GO): protein binding
Source: RefSeq, a predicted model, not a curated record
AUGGAUUCGUACCAUGUUAUACUGAUGUUGGUUUGCGUAGUUCAGUCAGAAAAUAUAGAUAUAGAGAAAUUGGAAUUCUGUAAAAAUCUUAAUUGCGCUGAAUGGCCAAAUAUUCAAGUUUGUGGUAUACGCGAAGAGUCUGGCGGUUUUCGAUUGAAAUUGUUUGAAAGUGAAUGUCAGCUAUUACAAUAUGGAUGCAAAGUAGAAAAUGAUAAAACAUAUGGAAUAAUCAAUUUAGAAUACUGUAAAAAAGCUUUCUUACAAGACGACUAUCUUAAUGCAGAAUUUAAUAACGAAAUCAUCGAAGCGGAGCAUAAAGUGAAAUCAGAUGAAUGCACAAAACUCAAUUGUACCUUAAGAAAUAAAGAAACGAGAAUUUGUGGACUUAAAAAGCACGGCGCUGGAUAUAAAAUAAGGAUAUUUGAAACUGAAUGUCAACUUAAAAAGCAUAAUUGUCAAACGAAUUCUGAAUUUGUUGAAACAGAUUUAUUUAUUUGCAAAUCUACUUUAUUAUAUGAUUCUACAACAUUAAAUGAAGAUCCAAUUAAACUUAAUGAGGAUCCUAAGGAUAUAAUAUUAAAGAACAUUGUUGUCAUAGACGCUAAUAUGUUGGGUUUCAAAAAUAAUAUCAAUGACACCAUUGGAAAUUUUUUUGCAGCGACUCAUGUUCUUGAUAUGCCAAUGCGUGAGGUAUCACCUGACUUGGUAAAUGAGAUAACACGAAGAAGAGAGAUAAAAAUAGCUGGACCGGUAAAGGUAUUUCAACCUUGGACUACUAUUCCAUCUAAUGUUAGUGAUGAUUACAUGCACAGUCCAACUUUGUCCUCCUGUUUCCAUAAAUGUCCUACAAAAUGUCCGGAUACGUAUGCACCAGUGUGCGGUGUACCAGGAAUCGUUGCUCGGGAACCUUCUCUGAUGUUCCAGAACCAUUGCUUCAUGGACGUAGCGCAAUGCAAGAUGCGCUGGGAGGACAAGAGUCCAACGGCUAUUAGUUCCUCCUAUAUUGAGUCGUCCUUUAUGUUUUGUUUAGGAGAUCAGUUAAAUGCAAUGUAUCGGUUUUUGCCUCUCGUAAGAACACUGCAGCAUAUGGGCCGCCUCAAGAGAAAAGGUCGAUUUAGGUACAAACUUAGAAAUAUGAGAUUUUUUAACAGUCUUCUACCUAGAGAUCCUAAACUUAUGGGUUAGUUAAAUACACAUUUUAAGUAAUACUUUGAUAUAUUUUUCUAGGUUUUAAACAUGGCAUAGUUGAGUUACAUUUAUUCUUCACAAAUCAUAAUUUGAAAAAAAUUCUCAACAACAUAA